AUCUAAAUAUCCACAAUUAGAAGAGGAACUUUUAGAGUGGCUUUGUGAGUUACAAAAACAACUUAAAACUGUAACCAGACUUAUAAUUAGUGCAAAAGCUUGCAAUUUGGCUUUAAAACAAGAAUACUAUACUCUAUAUUCUAAUAUUCCUGAAUGUCAAUUUACAUGA
Dentiscutata erythropus is the source of this 169-nucleotide messenger RNA. The record is from the annotation of a GenBank genome assembly. Lineage: Eukaryota; Fungi; Glomeromycota; Glomeromycetes; Diversisporales; Gigasporaceae.